AUGCAGCUCAAGAACUCCAUGAUCCUUGCAACCGCCUUGACGGCUGGUUCGGCCGUUGCCCGCAUGCACGGCCAUGAGCGUCGCCAUGCUCAUAAGGCCCACGAGGAGAAGCGCGCUGUCGGCGACAUCGUCACUGCCGUCAUUGACGGAAAGGUCGUCUCUUGGACCAACGAGUACGCUGGCGGUGCUGCCGCUACUGCCACCGCCGAUGUCAAUGUGAACGUCGCUGCUGCUCUCACUGUUGCCGACGCCACGACCACUGCCACCGCUUCUGCUACUUCCACCUCCACCAGCACCUCGGACUCUUCUGACGACGACGAGACCGUCUCAUCCGCCUCUGGAACUUGCUCCAACUGGCACGAUACCUCCGACUCCUACUCUCGCAGCGGCUUUGGCGAGGCCACCGUGGCCAACCUCCUCGAGUACAUCUGGUACAAGGGCAACGUCGGCAACCCAUGGGGCAGCAACAUCAUCGAGGUCGAUGAGGACAAGGCCUGCAAGUACAAGUACGUCGUGCAGUUUAACGGUGCCAAGUCCGACGCCUGGACCAUCGUCUUCUGGAACAAGUUUGGUCCCGACGGCAAGCUCACCGGCUGGUACGGUAACUCUGCUCUCAGCCUCACCAUCAACCCCGGCGAGACCAAGUACGUCGCCUUUGACGAGGACACCCAGGGUGCCUGGGGUGCUGCCAAGGGAACUGCCCUCCCUGUCGACGAGUACGGUGGAUACUCUUGCACCUGGGGUGAAAUUGACUUCGGUAACUCUGGCAACGACGGCUGGUCUGGCUGGGAUGUCUCUGCCAUCCAGGUUCAGAUGGCCAAGCAGGAAGUCCAGGGCAUGAAGAUCUGCUCCCACACCGGCGACGGCUGCUCCUACAUCACCAACCUCGCUACCAAGAUGCACAAUGCUUACUCCAAGGCCGAGGAGGGUGUUGACGGUAUCGGCGGUAACAGCGUUGCCGGCCCCGUCCGUCUCGUCGUUGACAUCGACUACUCCGAAUAA
Molecule: messenger RNA, 1002 nt
Organism: Aspergillus calidoustus
Lineage: Eukaryota; Fungi; Ascomycota; Eurotiomycetes; Eurotiales; Aspergillaceae
Source: the annotation of a GenBank genome assembly